CAGCAACCUUCGGGAUAUGGUCUGCAAGCAUCGUGCCGCCCGCACGAAAAAAAAAAGUGGCUGGUUAGCUUCAAGGUCCAACCAUUUGUCCACGUCUAUUUUCCCCUUUUUUUCUCUUCCUCUGACUGGUCUCUCAAGGGGAAAUCUUUCGCUCUUCGGUCCUUGCGCCGGGAGGUCACUAGACAGGGUGACCAUGUUUCCCUUGGCUUUUGCUACUCCGUACCGAGUACACAGUGACCCCAUCAACAAUGAGAAGCCGGAUUGACCCUUUUCGUGAGAGCGUCUGUCUGUCAACCUUAUUUGCUCGUGUCUGUUAGAUUACCCUGGCGGACGAGCCCCGACAACGGUCGGAGGCCGAGAGCUUAGCGCGUGGGUGUCAUGAUUGUCUAUGCCCGUGAGUGGGUUGUGGGCGCACGAGGGGGGGGGAAUGGAGGCCUAGAGCUGAUGGCCACCGAUGAUUUGUUGCGGGCGGUUUUAAGCCCGCUCUAUUGCCUACUUAGUCAAUGAGCACGGCUGUCAUGAAUCAUGUCCACGGGUAGAGCACCGGAGCUUAUACACAACACGUAAGACCCCUCCAGAGACUGG
Molecule: messenger RNA, 585 nt
Organism: Aspergillus uvarum CBS 121591
Lineage: Eukaryota; Fungi; Ascomycota; Eurotiomycetes; Eurotiales; Aspergillaceae
Exons: 1
Coding region: 17-265 (82 amino acids)
Source: RefSeq, a predicted model, not a curated record